Prunus mume (Japanese apricot) is the source of this 3597-nucleotide messenger RNA. The record is from RefSeq and is a predicted model, not a curated record. NCBI's taxonomy places the organism in Eukaryota, Viridiplantae, Streptophyta, Magnoliopsida, Rosales, Rosaceae.
AUGGUAGAAGAACCAAUGGCACUAAUUGGGAGACAACUCAACUAUCUAAUUUACCAUGAUUCCAACAUAGAAAGUCUAAAAGAUGCGCUUAAAAAGCUUUAUGACAAGAAAAAUGAUGUGCAAAGAUCUAUGGAUGCUGCAAAAAGGAAUGGUGAAACCAUCAAAGAUCAAGUUCAGAGCUGGCUGGAGGAUGUAAGUAAAGUAUUUCGUGAAGCACAAGAACUUGAAACCAAAGUCAACAUGCAAAAGUGGUGUUUGUAUGGAUUGUGCCCAAGUUUGAAAUCACGGUAUUCUCUUAGUAGGAAAGCCAAGAAGAUUGCUCAGCAUGUCCUUAAUCUCAAACUAGACGAAGGACUGAGUAAUAAUGUUGCCAAUCCUGCACCUCGGCAACAACUAGGGUCAAUAAUCUCUAGUGAAGGUUUUAAGGGUUUUGAAUCCAGAAAAGCAGUCAUAAAUGAUGUCCUUAGUGCUUUGAGGAAUAAAAUGACAAGAAUAAUUGGCAUUUGCGGGAUGGGAGGUGUGGGUAAAACCACAAUGGUGAUAGAAAUCAUCAAGAAAUUACAAGGAACGAAUAAGAUGUUUGAUGAUGUUGUGAUGUCAACUGUCUCCGCAACUGUAAGCAUUAGGAAAAUUCAAGCUGAAAUUGCAGAGUCACUCGAUAUGAAAUUGGUCGAGGAAAGUGAAUCUAUAAGAGCACAAAGGCUACAUGGGAGAAUCAAGCAGAAGAAAAUCCUGAUUAUAUUGGAUGAUGUAUGGUCAGAGCUUAAAUUACAGGAUGUAGGAAUCCCUUUUGGUGUUGGACCUACAACUAAUCAAGUUCAUGAAGGGUGCAAAAUUUUGUUGACAUCUCGAAAUGAAGAAGUUUGUAAAGUAAUGGGGUGUAAAAAAGAUGACAUUUUUAAAGUCCAAGCCUUAAAUAAAGAAGAAUCAUGGGAGCUUUUCAGGGCAACUGUAGGUGAAUCUAUGAACAAUGAUCCUGAUUUGUCUCAUGUUGCAAAAUUGAUUGUUGGUGAAUGCAAAGGUUUACCCAUUGCUAUCAUCACUGUUGGGAAAGCUCUUCUAUCAAGUAAUGGCAAGCAUGAAUGGAAUACUGCCUUGCAAGAACUGAAAAAUUCUCUUCCAGAAAACAUCCCUGGGAUGGAACACAGUGUUUAUUCUUGCAUAAAACUGAGUUAUGAUAAAUUGGUUAGUGAUGAAGUCAAGUCAUGCUUUUUACUUUGUUGCUUAUUUCCAGAAGAUUAUGAUGUUCCGAUUGAGUAUUUGGUGAGGUAUGGGUUGGGUCGAGCAACUUUCAGAAACACCAAUACAGUCAAAGAUGUAAGAAACAAAGUGCAUUCUUUCGUUGGACAACUAAAAAGAAGGUAUUUGUUGCUGGAUAGUGAAAAGGAAGAAUGUAUCAAAAUGCAUGACAUAGUUCGUGAUGUUGCUAUAUCAAUUGCCUCAAAAGAUCCUCAUAGAUUUAUGGUAAGAUCAUUUGAUGCUGAAGGUGGAGGUGGAGGAUGGCCAGGAGUACAAAAAGUUACAAACCAAGAACAUUGCAGUGCAAUUUCGUUAAUUGAUGUUAAGUUAGAUAAAGAUGUUAUUGAUGCUUUGGAGUGCCCAAAACUUGAGCUUCUACAACUGAGAAAUUCCUCCAGUAGUUCAGAAUAUUCAAACCACUUUAAAAGGUUGAGAGAACUCAAGGUUUUAGCUUUCUUGACGAUGGAUAUGUCAGGUUACUUGGCCUCAAAAAGAUCUCUACCGCUUGGAGAACCCAAGUACCUUCAUACCUUGUGUCUAGAGGGUUGCAAAUUAGGAGACAUAUCCCAUGUUAUUGGAGGAUUGGAGAAUUUGGAGAUCCUCAGCUUUGCUCGCUCUCAAAUCAAUAAGUUACCCAGAGAAAUAGGACUUCUUCAUCGGUUAAGGAUGCUGGAUGCUACAGAUUGUGAAGGACUUGAAGAAAUUCUUCAUGGUGUCUUAUCCAACUUGAGGAGAUUAGAAGAGUUGUACAUGGCAGAAAGCUUUCUCAAUUGGGGGCCAGCAACAGGAAGCAAAGAUGAAACAAGUAUGGCAAGCCUUGAUGAGGUGAUGUCUCUAUCUGAUCAUUUAAAUGUCUUAGCCAUUAAAAUCCCUGAUGUUCAGAUGUUACGGAAUGAUGAGUUUCUUUUAAAAAGUCAGCCUAUAAGAUUUCAUGUAUGUAUCAAUAUUAGUUGGUUAUACGAAAAAUGGAGUUUCAAGAAUCGAAUGCGUGGUUAUUUGUUCGAAAAUAGUUUGAUGCUUCGUGGUGAUGUAAAGGAAUAUUUGGAGAUUGGAGCAGUUAGAUACUUCUUGAAGCAAUCUGAAGACUUAAGCCUACACCACACAUACAAUUUAAAGUAUGUCGCCGAGGAGUUAGAUGGUCUAGGAGGCUUUCAACACUUGAAAGUGUUAUCAAUCAUGCACGACAAGAACAUAGAGUAUCUUAUGAAAGGAACAAAUUGGACUCGUCAUGGUCAACAUCCUUAUCAACAUGCCUUCCCCAUCUUAAGAUCCAUUGCAAUUGUAUGUUGUCAUGAGUUAAAAUAUGUCUUUUCACUAUCUGUAGCACAAAACUUGGUACAACUCCAAAGCUUAACUGUUGACAACUGUGCUAAAGUGGAAGAGAUCAUAUCAAAUGAGAGAAUGGAAGAUGAUAAUGCAUCUCACAUGAUAAUUUUCCCAAAAUUAAAUUUUUUGGAGCUUUCUCUUCUACCAAAUUUCCGUGGUUUUUACACGGGAAACCAACAAGACUCCACCUAUGAGAUUAUAAAGCCCAAUGAUGAAAGUGUGAACAAGAUGAAAGAGACUAGGAAUGACCAACAACAUGAUCAAGUUGCUGGGUCGACCUCAUCUAAAUCAAAAGUAGCACAAGUGGGAGCAAGUUGUAAUGCACUAUUUCCUUCAAAUUGCAUUUCAUGGUUACCAAAUCUAGAGGAACUAGUGUUGACGUUGUUCACAAUCAAGCAAGGGUCAAAAGAAAACAAUGAACCAGUAGUCAAUGUGUUAUUUGAUUUAGAAGGGCAUGUCCCAGCAUUUUCUCAAUUACGAACAUUUAAAGUGUUUGGUUUAUUCCAGUUUGAUCAUAUGUGGAAGAACGUUCGACCUGGAUUCCAAGGUUUUCAAAAUGUAAGAUCUUUAAUGAUUGUAGGUUGUGGCAGUCGUCUGAAAUACCUAUUGCCAAAUGAAAUUUACAAGCUCCUUGUGAAUCUCCAACAAGUCUAUAUAUCUGCAUGUGAGAAUAUGGAAACUAUAGUACUGGCAGCUCCUUCCACAGAGGACAAUAUCCAUGAAAAUGGGAAAAAGAUAGGUGGCAUUGGCGCGAUGACUUUGUUUCCCAAACUACUCAAUAGCUUAUGUCUGGAGAAGUUGCCAAGCCUCGAGAGAUUUUGCCCUGAUGCCUAUUCUUUUGCGUGGUCCUCCUCCACAAGAACUAUGAAGGUGUCAGAGUGUCCCAAAUUAAAGACAUUGGGUUUUGCACCAGUAAGCAAAAAGCUGCCUGCAGUAGUUGCAGAGAAUUUGAGUGAUGAUCAUGUAAGAGUGCGAUGGAGAAAAUUGUUGGAGAGGCAGAAGGAGGAGGAGAAAGUAUUGAGGAUGAAUUGA